Messenger RNA from Solanum verrucosum, 1464 nucleotides. RefSeq names its product probable serine/threonine-protein kinase PBL7. The transcript is spliced from 6 exons. The record is from RefSeq and is a predicted model, not a curated record. Gene Ontology annotation, molecular function: ATP binding; protein kinase activity. The coding region runs from base 16 to 1317 and encodes 433 amino acids. Gene Ontology annotation, biological process: protein phosphorylation. Lineage: Eukaryota; Viridiplantae; Streptophyta; Magnoliopsida; Solanales; Solanaceae.
GUUCUCUCUGUGAUCAUGGAGGAUAACUAUAGAGAAAGCCAUCAUCACUCUGAAUCUCAAAGCCAUAAAAACCACCAGCACAAUGACAUACUCCCUUCUACAUCCGUUCUCUUGAUUAUCGUUCCUAUCAUAAUUAUAAUCCUGCUUAUUGCAAUAUCUCUUCUCAUUGUCAUGCUCAAGCGCAUACAAUCCGCCAAACACAAUGGGACUAAUAAUAGUUCAAAAAGUGUCAUCAACAAAAACAAUUGUAUGUUCGUUGCACAUAGCACCAUCGACAUCCAUUUAAGUCCAGAUGUAAAGGGUCGAUGUCUGCCUGGACAUGGAGGAAGUUCAGGGAGGAUGCCAGAAACAAAAUUGAGAGGAGUUCAAGUAUUUACAUACAAGCAGCUGGAGAUGUCUACAGACAAAUUUAAUGAGGCAAAUGUGAUUGGCAAUGGAGGUUAUGGGGUUGUGUACAGAGGAGUCCUCAUUGAUGGAACUGUGGCUGCAAUUAAAGUUCUGCAAAGGGAAGGCAAGCAAUGGGAACGUUCUUUUAGAUUAGAGGUGGAUUUAUUAAGUCGCUUACACUCUCCUUACUUGGUUGAACUUCUUGGCUACUGCGCAGACCAACACCACAGGCUCCUAAUUUUUGACUAUAUGCCUAAUGGUUCACUCCAGCAGCAUCUCCACAGCGCGCAUAAACAAUCCACAAACUCAUUGAACUGGGGAAUUAGGUUAAGAAUUGCCCUUGAUUGUGCUAGAGCUUUGGAAUAUCUACAUGAGCACACAACUCCAUCAGUCAUCCACAGAGAUUUCAAGUGCAGUAAUGUUCUACUUGAUCAAAAUUUCAGAGCUAAGGUGUCUGAUUUUGGGCUAGCAAAAAUUGGCUCAGACAAAUUGAACGGUCUGAUCUCAACGCGAGUAUUAGGGACCACGGGAUAUUUGGCCCCAGAGUAUGCUUCAACUGGCAAACUUACAACAAAAUCAGACGUAUACAGUUACGGUGUGGUUCUUCUAGAGCUAUUGACAGGCCGUGUACCAAUUGAUACAAAGAGGCCUCCUGGAGAACAUGUACUUGUCUCAUGGGCUCUCCCAAGGUUGACAAACAGAGAAAAAGUAGUUGAAAUGGUUGAUCCAACAUUACAAGGGCAGUACACGAAGAAGGAUCUAAUCCAGGUAGCUGCUAUAGCAGCAAUGUGUGUUCAAACAGAAGCAGAUUAUCGUCCGUUAAUGACAGAUGUUGUGCAAUCCUUAGUAACUCUUGUUAAGACAUACUCUUCUUCAUGCCCUGCCAAUUCCUUCAGAUCAUAUAACCAGACUGUGAGUCCAAGGUCUUAGGAGGAGCCAUUAAUUCGGAAUCUGAAGACGCGCGUUUCCAACAUUAUUCGUGAUUCAACAUUUCCAUAAAAUAAGUUAUUUGCUCAAAUGUUGGAGAAUGACAACCUGUAACAAAUAUCUGGUUAUAGCAAUAAGGCUUAUGUAUGC